AUGGCGGAUCUGUGUGAUGUUUUACUGUUAUUUGUGACUUGUAUCCAUCUACUCGUUUGUCCAUUCACCAAAGUAGAAGAGAGCUUUAACAUGCAAGCAACGCACGAUCUCUUGUAUCACAGAGGCAACAUUAGCAAGGUACGGUACUUCAAUUACGAUCGCCUGGUAGCGAUCUCAAUUUCCAAGCGAAAGUCUCCUAGAGUACUAAGAUUUAUUAAGCUUCGUGUAGGAGCGCUUUGUUCAUGUAACUGCAGAGUAGAUGCAUUUUGCAAAUUGGAACUCUGAAAAAUACGAUGGAAUAGAGAAUUAAAUCUGGAGUACAAUAAAAAAGUGUUCUUAUUAACCUUACUGCUGUGUGAGUCAUUCCAUUUUUAUCCGUAACCCUCGCCCACCACCAACCAAAGCUGGAAUCCGAACUCUAAAUUUUUUUUGUUGGCGCCCCUUGAAAACUGAAGGGUAUAAAUUUUGUUGGCUUUAUUAAUGAAAAAUUCUGAACUCCACUUUUCAAAAACCUGUCAUUCUUAGGAGGGGGGAAAUUGUGGGAUGGUGGGAGGGGGGUGGACACAUUAAAAUUGGAAUGUCCCAGUUAAUUCUCUGUUCCAUCACUUGCUUCAUACAUUGUAGUGCUACAAGCGUAAGGUAUGACAUUAUAUUACGUAACCCUAAAAUAAAAAAAAAUGACUACUAGCUAGGUUAUGCCUAUAUUUUUUGCUCCUUUUAUUGUCAUAAUUAUUGUUUAAUUUUAGACCAUUUUUAAGCAACAAGCUUUAGUUAAUUUUUGUGUGUUUUCUAUUUCUUUUUUAGUAUGAUCACUUGGAGUUUCCUGGUGUUGUCCCUCGCACUUUUCUUGGUCCUAUUGUGGUUUCAUCACUCGCAUAUCCAGUGAUUACAGGUCUUAAUGUAGCUGGUGCAUCAAAACUGUGGUCACAGAUUGUAGGUAUAAUUAUACAUAUUAAUAUUUGGUCAGGUAGUAGAUUAUCCUGAGAGCAGAGUCCCUUCAUCUUCCUCUUCCUGACUUAUCAAGGAAAAUCUAAAUUCCACUGAUACCAAAUAUUUAGCAAUUGUUAGUGGAUGAGGACACAUAAUGUCAUUUUUCCACAUCAUACGAUACAGAAUACAUUUAAAGGGCCACAAUGGGAUGUAUGAUCAGGGCUCCAAAAAAAAAAUUGAAUUCCAGCUUGUCCUUUGGGCAAGCAGCUCUCUCAUUUUUCUUGCCUUGGGCCACUUCUUGCUCGUUUUAGUUAAUGAUUAAGUUAAAUUUAGAUGACUUGCUUAGACCCUUGCCUUUGGCCAAGUGAAUUUAAAAGUUAUAUGCCCUGGAAGAAAAUCUGCGUGUCCCGGACGACUGGAUGGGACUUUUUUCGAGCCCUGAUGAUAAGAUACAUACUGUGAAGGACUGGACUUACAGUUCCCACUACUAGUUGGGGGUGCAAAAACUCUUCAGCUGGCAAAUGACAAAUAUUAGUAGUUAUGCAUUUGUGUACCAUCUUGUCUGCCAUCUUUAUUAAGGAAAGAUGCUAAGCAGGGAUGGUUGCUAUUUCAUUUUGUCUCCACCAUAAGAUGGCCUUACAAUGGCUAAAUGGAGAGUUUAAGACAUUGAUUUAGUUUAAGUUUUUGGAGAUAAAUAUAGAGCAAUUUAGAGUCACAUUUAUGACAAAAUAUGGCCAACAGGAAUAAUUACAAUAUCUACACAGGGCUUCUGAUAGGUUGAGGAAAAAAAGUGAAAUUUCGCGGGAUUUUUAGGGCCAGAUUCACGGAAAAAAGGGCUGAUUUCACGGGAAUUUUCAGGGCCAACUUCGCCAAAAAGUAAUCAGUAAAAAAUGGCCAAUUUCAUGGUUGUUUUCAGGGCAAAUUUUGCUAGGAAUCGAUUGGUUUUGCGCUGAUCAGACCAGCGAUUCAAAAGUUUUUCUAACAGAGGUCGUCAUUUGCUCUUUCAACAACAAUACGUUCCAGAAAUGAGCCAAUGGGAAAACUUUUAACAUCAUGGCUGGUUCCCAGUUUUUCGCAACAUAAUCUAUGCCUGAUAGUUUCAGGACGUUGUUUGCACGUUUCAGUGACAAAGUUUCAAGAUGAAUUUGCAAGUUUACGGCAAGUAAAUAGCCCCAAUAGCUGAGCUAAGUUUGAAAUAUGUUGUACAGACAUGUAUUUGAUAAGAUUUCUACCGAAUUUCGUGGUAUUUUGUGUAUUAUUGUGACUUUUGCAGGAUUUCGCAGAUAUACCUGAAUUUCACGGCUCUGCGACAGCGCGAAAUAUUAGAAGCCCUGUAUACAACAAGACCAAGCGUUUCCUUUACUUACCUAGGCUGCAAAGAUCCUUAUUUAGGCAAAAUCAGUCAAACAUCAGUCUAGAAGUAGAGUGUAACCAUUAUUUCCCCUUCUUUUCAGUCCGUUUUUCUCUAGGUGUGAUCUCUCUGUUUGCCUUUUCAAAGUUCAGAAGCUCAAUCUCACUUACAUUUGGUUCAGAUGUUGGAGUUUUCUUAGCACUGAUAACUGCCUCUCAGUUUCACUUGUUAUUUUAUUUAUCAAGACCACUACCAAACACAUUUGCCCUUGUAUUAGGUAAGUAAUAUACUACUUAUUAACCAAGAUUGAGUUUCAUUACAGGGAAAUCUCAGACCAAAGCCUUGAACGAGAUCAAUACAUCAAGGCCAAGGUCUGAGAUUUCCCUGUAAUGAUCGAACCAUUAAGGGUAAUAAGUUAUUAUUAUAUGGCCUUUUUAUUAUGGACCUGAGCUUGCGAUCAAUUAGAGCCAACAACUGGUCAGUGGAUAACUCAAAAAAACACAUCACCUCAAUGAGUCGUACAUGUACACUUGAGCUGGUGAUAUAGUCAGGUGACACUGGUCAGUGGAUGCCCUUUUUGACAGCUGUCAAUUGACUAUGACAUGGAUGUCCAUAAGGAUGCCCACUGUCAAGUUAAAUACAGAUUGUAUAUGCCUUGGCACACAUGUAGCUAGUAAUGCCGGAUCAUUACCAGAAAAUAAUGCCCUGUCAUUACAAAAAAACAGCGAAUAAGAGAGCGUGCUACAUGUAUUUUAGCCAUAUGAUAAAGAAAUUUUAAUAAUUCAGACUGUCUAAUUUACAAAUCAACAACAAUUUUCCAUGAUCUAACUACUUUUAUGAAGACCUUAAAAUGUUCAAAACUCAAGUGGAAUCACGAGCUGCACUGGAGUGUUUUCACUGUAAAGUUUUGAACAUUUUGAUAUCACUUCUAUGGUCAUUAUGAGAGUGGUUGCAAGGAGAAUAUUGACUAUAUGUAUAUUCCUUCAUUUUUUCUCCUUUGUAGUUCUUUUCGCUUUCCGGUUUUGGCUUGAUCAACACCAUUCAAAGUUUAUCUGGACAUCAGCAUUUGCUAUCAUCAUCUUCAGAUCGGAGCUUUGCAUUUUGUUGGGGCUGAUCUUCUUCCUGGAGCUUGCUACUAGACGAGUAUCUCUGCUAACAGGAAUCUUGCAUUCUGCUUUAGCAGGAAUAAGUGCAGUAGGUACUAAAAGCUUUGGCAUAUCAUUUUUUUUGCUUACCUUAUUCAGUUUGCCAUUUUGUAGAGAAUUGCAUAUGAUACAGGUGAACUGUAUUUACUUGAUUAAAUGCUUUCGUCAUAUAUUAUAUUAAGGCCACAGAUGGAAGCAAAGUUACCAAAAAACACUACUCUUAAAAAAAUGUUGCACCUAAUCAGAAGAAUGUGGAGUUAUUUGAAGGAUUAAAUAAGAUUAAAAGACAACUGUUUAGAAAAGUUUGGUACAACUAGGUAUUCUAUCAGAGGCCAAACAAUAAUGAUUGUAAAAAUGUCUCUGUUUUACAUAUUUACAAUGAUUCCUCGUAAUAUUAUUGUGGGUGAUUUAUAAUUUCGAAAUAAACAAACCACAUGCUGGAAUAAAUGUAACCCUUGAAUAAAUCCCAUGUCUAAAAAGCCAAAAAGUUGAUAAACACCUCUGCACUUAAUCAAGUAAUGCUCAAUAAUUAUUCCAACAAAUACCUGCUUGGAAUUGAUUGAGCUAUGAAUGCAAUACUUGCUUUUUAGUGGAUGCAUCCAUAAUUAACUUUAUAUGCAUUAUGUAAGGUUUGAGCUGAGUUUGAUCAUUGUACUAUUACAUGCGAAAUUUCUGCAAUUUGAUUGGCUUACAGCAGUCGUAUUUCAGGUUAAUUUGAAAUACCUACAUGUGAAAAAUACAAACCUUGCGGGUAGUAGUAUAAACAAAUAAAAGCAUGACUUGUACAUGAAAUUCGGCAUAAAUACCACUUGUGAUAUUUCAAAAUUGUCACAAAUUUCACUUGCCUAAAGGUUUUUUUUGAAAAUAGGUUUAACAAUUGUGAAAUAUCACUUACGGUAUUUAUGCCAAAUAUACUAAAAAUCAUGCUGUUACCUGUACAAAUUGACAAAAACGACUUAUUUUGUUUUAGCUUUGACUUUUUGUGUGGAUUCAGUGUUCUGGAAAAGAUACCUGUGGCCAGAAGGGGAGGUCUUAUGGUAUAACACAGUUCUUAACAAAAGCUCCAGUUGGGGAGUAUCCUUUUAAAUUUUAACAAGAAAUAGCAUUAAAUAAUGCAGUCUGCAGCAUGACUGUGCAGGACUGUGCAAAUCAUGAGCAUGUUUUAUGAGGUUAUAAAGUAUUAAGUCAGAAGUGAAGGAAAUCAUUUUUUUGUAAAGACCUUUUUUGUUUGUUUAUGGUUUUACAGUACAGGUGUAUUUAAACAAGAUUUUUUGACACACUGACAGAACAAGAAAUGUCCGAAAGAAAAAUGGUGACUUGUCCAUUCGACAAUUGUUGUUUCGCUAACGUCCAUUUUGCCUCCCAAUGUCUUAAGUGGUUUGGCUUAUGACACGAAGUGAGCACCACACAUAUAUUUACCUGAUUCUUUUAGCCAUGAUACCGACAAAAAAGUCCCAUACACACGCGUAUACCACUUUGUUUAAGCUGCAAAUCAGGUUAAUGAAGUUGGGGAACUGUCCUAACACGUUAGCCAAAUGACUUAAGAUGUUAGCAAAGAGAAGGUUGACAAAACGACUGUUAAUUGAAAAGCAUAUAAAAUACUCUGAGGUUGUAUGGUUCUCUUUUCUAUUUUGUUUUUGUUUUAUUUCUUUUUUUACCGUACCUUUAAAAAGAAUUAUUGAAGUUUGGAUAGCAUAGCCCAAGAUACCCCUUUGCUUGAAAAAAAAAAGAAGUAAACAAAAAGAUAAAAUCUACCAUUUUGGACCCCCUUGUUCCUUGAUCACAUCUCAGACAUCUCCAUUCCUUUGGUACUUCUACUCAGUCCUCCCCAGAUGUUUAGUCUUUGCUCUUGUCCUAGUCCCUCUCGGCCUCUGGCGGGACCGGAGGACCUGGACACUAGCAGCUCCUUCCGUUGCCUUUGUGUUUCUUUAUUCAUUUCUUCCACAUAAGGAGCUUCGAUUUAUCAUCUAUGUCAUUCCUGUGCUCAAUGCAGUGGCAGCAUGUGGAAUGAGCUUUAUGUAAGUGCUGUUAAUGAAUACCAUCUUUAAUUGGCAUCAUUAAAAUAAGGAACCAGCCCUACUGUCAAUCAUCAAAUAGAUGCUAGGAGCACCUAUUUAAUUUUGGGUGCCAAAGAGGGGGCGUUUAAUAGCAAGGAGGCAUUUAAAGGCGUGAGACAUUUAUUCUCAUAUUAAAUUGUACACAAUUUCCAAAAAAACUAAUAUGCUUUUGAUAGGCGAAUGAAUUACUAGAGAGAUUAUUAGAGAGGGGCAUCUUUUACAAACUCAAAAGUGUAGGGGGGUAUUAGACAAGAGGCGUUCAUUAUAGAGCUAGAGGGCGUUUAUUAGAUCAUUUACCUGUUGGAAGAAAUCUUGUGAGGUAGAACGAAAUGUAAGCUGACAGUUGUGUGCAAAAUUUGCUUUUUGCGUUGCUUUGCUGUUGAAGGCCCCGUCUUAGCUACCUGAAAACUGGUUACAUGUACCUGUAGGCAAUAAGCUAGUAGUUGUUCUUGUGGAAAGCAUGGCUGAAGGUUUUUUUUCUGUUUCGGAAUUUACUCUAUGGAAAAUCCUGGUGGUGGCUUCUUAUCUUACAUUCUGGGUGUCCACCCUGUGGAAGCUUAAUGUUAAUGCUUGUGUAAUUUUCUCAUGUUUUCUAUUUAUGUUUCCUUUAAAAAGAUUGCUCAUUGAACAUGUUGAUUGAUUUUCAGAUACAAGAAUGAAGCUAAAUGGAAGCCAUUUCUGUCUGUUCUGGUAAAAUUUGUCACUGUGGGGGGACUGCUGGGGAACUGCUUGGUCAGUGGUUUAUUGCUGUUUAUCUCCCAUCAUAACUACCCUGGAGGAGUAGCUUUUCAAAGGCUUCACGCACUCCUAGAUAAUCAAACAGGUAGAGAGUAUUGCUUUCACUGACACAGCUGUUGGAUUAACGCGCACACAUUACCACCCACAUUACGGGGAACGUCCUUUUUAGGGACGUUACGAUCUGACAACGACCACGCCAGUGAAAACGUCGUUGAAAAAUAUACCCCGCAUCCUUUCAAACGUUUUUCGCGAUUUUUGUAAGUCGUGUAGUUACUUAAAAGUAGUGAAAUUAGGUUGGAGCUGAGGAAGGGGACAGCGUUCGAGCGCAGACUGAGAUAGUAACAUUUAUCGCCAUGCUGCAAGGUUUCUAUUGGUCAAUAACUUCAAAAUGAUAGGAAUGCUAUUGAAUGUUGUGCACGGUCAGGUCCAAAAAAGUGAACAAAAACCUAUAACAAAGGGUUUCCCAACCUUUCUACGUAAAUUAACUAUGUUCACACACAUCGGUCAUCGUGACGGAACUGUUGGCCGAGAGGGUUUGGUGAACUAAAUCCCAUUCCUCGGUCCCACGUAUUCCCUUCCCGUCCUGUUCACAUGACACCAAAGUGUGGCACGGAACCUAUCCGAUAUGUGACGCUCUACUUUAGAGGUAGACGCGGCACAGCUUUGCCCCGUCACUAGGAGGCAGUGUGGCCGAGCGGUUAGAGCGCUGGACUUUUAAUUCGGAAGUCCCGAGUUCAAGUCCCGCGCUGGCCACUUGCUGGAUUUGUUCACGGUAGUCCUGGUUUGCCUUCGACCAGUUGGGAUUCUCAACCCUGUUAAGUUCAAUUUGAAUUAUUUGUUUCAGGCAUUUGCUCGGCCCCACUAACAUUAGUGCUAUAAACACUGCGGAGGGUAAAUAACGGAAUUAUUGUUAUUAUUAUUAUUAUUAUUAUUAUUAUUAUUAUUAUUAGUAGUAGUAGUAGUAGUAGUAGUAGUAGUAGUAGUAGUAUUAUUAUUAUUAUUAUUAUUAUUAUUAUUAUUAUUAUUAUUAUUAUUAUUAUUAUUAAUCUCCUAUACUUUAGGAGGUUUUUAUCACAGGGUGCAUUCCAUAAGUAAGCAGAGUCCUUUUUUGUUUUCCUCAGAGGCUUGUCGUGUCCACAUUUCUGUUGCUGCUGCUCAAACUGGAGUUUCUCGGUUUGGCGAAGUGAAUCCUUCCUGGAGGUGAGCAACCCUCUACGCUUACCGGGGAUAGUUUUGUGGAAAGGAGAUAAACUUUUACACACGCGCGCGAAUGUUGCAAGGAUGCCGUCUAAUUGCAACUUACAGUCUUACUCUUGUUUUUUUACACCAGCUUAGUCUUUUCACUGUUCGUUCUAAGGCAGUUCAGUCAUGUCUAAUACUUUCGACAUGUUACGAGUGGAAAAUUUAUACGUUUUACAGCUGGUACGACUGGACAAGUUGUGUCCACUCGACAGAUAGUGUUGUCGAGUCAAAAUGCAUGGCUUUGGUUCACUCAAGCUUCCGCGUCGAAAGUUGUCUAGUCGUACUAUCUGUACUCAGCCUGAGCUGUACUUGUGGACAAAAUUAUUGUUGACAAGACAAAAUAACUUGACAAGUGUUCAAAUGCAUCUCAUUAGCAAAAACAAUAACGUGGCAGCAAAACCCUUUUUGCUACGAUUACAAGUUGAACUUUCUCAGUGUUGGUUGAAGGUGUUCUCAAAUAAACACCGCAGAAAAGGAAAAGUUCAAUUACUUUUUGUCAUUUUGGGUCAUUCUUUUACCCGCGAGUGGAGACUGGAGAAUUAAGUACAUGGCCGUACAGUCCUGCUUUUCAGUAUUACAAUACGAUUUUCAGUAUUGUUUGCCUCCGUCUCUUGGAUGGUGGUCUAUCUUUAGAUCCUUGCCGCUGCGACCGUUCAAUAUUCGAUCGCUGUACUUUCUUUUUCAGGCAUCCUAGCAGUUGCAGCUGUCACCCCGUAGCAAUCAUAACACAUUUGGGAGCUUAAGCAACAAUCACGGCGUCGGUUAGAAAAACGUCACUUAAAAAGUGAAUGCUCGCUGCUUUAAACUUUAUGACGCUUAUUCCAUAUCGUCCAAUUCAUCAAAUGUUGGCAAAUGUUUUUGGAGUUGAAUUCUAAAGGACUGUAUAACUGUUCAGGAGAAGAAAAAGAAAGUUGUUGUCUUCUGUUCCCGUCCUUAACAAACGUGAAUUUAGGCACUUUCACGUUGUAGUCUUGCAAAGACGGCGAAGAAAUGUACAAAAAAGCGUGAUGCACGUGCAAAGUUGUUUUGCUAAUCAAACCGAUUGCUUUUUCAUUAGGGAGCUUAAGCAACGAAGACGGCGACGGCUACGAAAACGUCACUUAAAAAGUGAAUCCGCGCUGCCUCAAACUUUAUCGCGCUUAUUCCAUCUCGUUUAGUCCGUCAAAUGUUGGCAAAUUUCGUUGGAGUUGAAUUCUAAAGGAUUGUAUCAAAGUUCAGGAUUAAGAAAAAGAAAAUUGUUGUUUUGUGUUCCUGUCCUCGACGAAACGUGAAAUUAGGCACUUUCACGUUGUAGCCGUGCAACGACGGCUAUAAGAAAUGUACAAAAAAGCGUGUUGCACGUGCAAAGUUUUUAUUUUGCCAAUCUAAACCUAUUGGUUUUUUGCCGUUCUCGUUGCUGUCACCGUUGCUUAAGCUCCCUAUUGUANGGCAAAUUUCGUUGGAGUUGAAUUCUAAAGGAUUGUAUCAAAGUUCAGGAUUAAGAAAAAGAAAAUUGUUGUUUUGUGUUCCUGUCCUCGACGAAACGUGAAAUUAGGCACUUUCACGUUGUAGCCGUGCAACGACGGCUAUAAGAAAUGUACAAAAAAGCGUGUUGCACGUGCAAAGUUUUUAUUUUGCCAAUCUAAACCUAUUGGUUUUUUGCCGUUCUCGUUGCUGUCACCGUUGCUUAAGCUCCCUAUUGUAUCACACGGAAACUAGCCUUUACGGAAGCUUUAACUGUAGUCACUUUUCACAGAUAUUUCAAGACCGAAGAUCUACCCGAUGACAGCCCUGAAAUGCUGGGAUUCACUCAUCUCCUUACCGAGCCACCAUGUGACAAAAUGAAGCGAUCGCACUUACUUCUCGACACUGUAAAUGGUUUUGAUAGGAUUAAUUUACAUUUUAAACGUUUUCCUUUCUUUUCUUUGGUAUUAGCUCCUAAAAUUUGUAUUCAAGAGAAGCGGGGAUGGAAAAAAAGCGACAAGAGGAGAAGCUGGUUGUUUGAAUCCUAUAUCGCAGCAUACGGUGCAUUUUUAUAA
Molecule: messenger RNA, 9481 nt
Organism: Porites evermanni
Lineage: Eukaryota; Metazoa; Cnidaria; Anthozoa; Scleractinia; Poritidae
Source: the annotation of a GenBank genome assembly